Molecule: messenger RNA, 1909 nt
Organism: Salarias fasciatus (jewelled blenny)
Lineage: Eukaryota; Metazoa; Chordata; Actinopteri; Blenniiformes; Blenniidae
Gene: slc35g2a
Product: solute carrier family 35 member G2a
Exons: 2
Coding region: 312-1667 (451 amino acids)
Cellular component (GO): membrane
Source: RefSeq, a predicted model, not a curated record
GUCUCACUCCAGAGAGUGAUGUACGGGCAUUAGGUUACCAUAAAACACACAUUCCCCCCCGGUGGAGGUGAGGUGACCGGCCAGGUGUCCGUCCAGGCGCCGCGGUGCCCUUGAGAAGAACCCGGACUGCCGCAGGAGGGACGGAGGAGAGAGGAGGGUCGGAGGAGCGGAGGGGCAGAUGGCAAAGGAGAGGAGGUGAUGGAGGGCUGGAGACGCUCGGUGCUUGACUGAGGCGGACCACCGGUGAAGUUCAGUCCAGUGUCCGGCUGGUUUGAGGGGCAGCAGGUGUUCGUCCGCUCUCCAGUUUCAAAAUGGAGUCCACUCACCUCCUCAGUGGCUCAAAGAAGAGAGUCAAGAUCCAUCCUCACACGGUCACAGCCAAAUACGCCACACACACCCCAUAUGCCCCCCAGCCUGGAGUUCACACACACUUCCCCCAGCCUGGAGACGACGGCUACGAUGACGCCCCGUCGUUUGAGGACUUCGGUUCUUUCUUGGAGGAGACGUCAGACAGAAAACAGCUGACGGAGAGCAAGAAGUGGCCCCUGACUCUGUUUGGGUCCAGAGAUAAAGACACGGCACCCAAACCUCAAGCUGCUGGGGGAGCGGAGGUGGGAGAGGGCGGAGCCAAAGCAGCAAAGGGGUCUGGGAAAGGGGUGGGAGAACAGCUGGCCAGCUUCGGCGAGGCGUCUGUAUCUGCAUCUCGUCUCACCUGGGUGGGGCUGCUCGGGGCCGCCCUGGCACACGGCUGUCUGAUUGUUCUGACCCGCCUGGCCUCCGAACGCUUCAGCCUCGGCCCUUUGUUCCUGGUCCUGGUCCGGUCCAUUGUACAGCUUCUGUCCGUGGCCGUACCGCUCCACAGGGGCGAGAGCCCCUUCGGACCGGAGGGCUACCGGCUGCGUCUGCUUUGUUACGGCAUCGCAUAUUCCCUCUCCCUUUGUUGCGCCUACUCGUCCCUAACCUUUGUCUCCGCUGGAAACGCAACAACAAUGUGGCGCCUGGCAACCACGGCGCUUUCAGCGACUCUGGCCUUCCUGCUCCUGGAGGAGAGGCUGGGACUGGCCGAUGGGAUCACCAUCGCUGCAGGACUGUGCGGCUUGGGACUCGUGCUUCUCCCCACAGCAGACGAAACUAACGUGGAUUCGCCAACUGACCCGGUCGUGUUCUGGAGGAGCGCGUUCGGAUGGUCCCUCUCGGCGCUGGCGGGGCUGUGGAUGGCCCUGGCCCUGGUCGGGUACCGGUCCCUGAAGGAGAGGGUGGGAGUCGGCACGGCUUUGUUCACGGUCAGCUGGACGGGCUGCCUGCUGGCCCCGGCCUCGCUGGCCCUGCUCCAGGAGGGCUGGUCGUGGCCGGUCAGCGCCCCGGCCUGGGGUCUGGUCCUGGGCCUGGUUGCGUGCUCGGUCGCCGCCUUCCUGGGAAUGACGCACGCCCUGACCAGGCUCCAUCCCGCUCUGGUGUCUGCCUCUCAGAGCCUGGAGGUAUCGGUUGCCAUGCUCCUGCAUCUGGCCGUGCUGCCGGCGGCCCCCACCGCUCCCGAGGUCGUGGGGAACGUCAUGGUCGUGCUGAGCGUCGGCUGGCUGGUUGCAAUGAAGCUGCUGCCUUCUCGAGGCGGAGGGCGCCGCCAGCGGGAGGAGUACGAGGAGAUCCUGGACUCACCGAUAAAAUAGACAUCUCUCUUCUUGUAGCACUGCACACUUGUUCUUCGCUCAGUUUCUUCUUCAUGAGAUCUCAUUCCAGUGUACAAAAAAAAAGACUACUAAAUGUUUAUGGAAGCUUUAAAUAUUUUGUAUUGUCUUCUUGCUUUCAAGAAAGUGCCAAUAUUGUGUUGUCUGCUAUGGUGACAAAGUGAUGUAAUAUUAAAAUCUCUCUGUUGAAAACAGUGCAAAUCUGUGGACACACUUCUGAUCAG